Protopterus annectens (West African lungfish) is the source of this 885-nucleotide messenger RNA. It is a transcript of the gene PSMA2, whose product is annotated as proteasome 20S subunit alpha 2. The record is from RefSeq and is a predicted model, not a curated record. Lineage: Eukaryota; Metazoa; Chordata; Ceratodontiformes; Protopteridae. Gene Ontology annotation, cellular component: proteasome core complex; proteasome core complex, alpha-subunit complex. The transcript has 8 exons. Gene Ontology annotation, biological process: ubiquitin-dependent protein catabolic process. The coding region runs from base 96 to 800 and encodes 234 amino acids.
AGAUUCGUCUGUUGAGGUUGCGGGAACGCUCACGUUGUAAGGGAUACUUUGCGUAAUAUUUUUCUUGGUUUUCCAGUGAAAGUAGAACGGUGAAUAUGACAGAACGUGGGUACAGUUUUUCUCUUACUACCUUCAGCCCAUCAGGAAAGCUGGUUCAGAUUGAAUAUGCCCUAGCAGCUGUAGCAGCAGGAGCCCCGUCUGUAGGGAUCAAAGCUUCAAAUGGAGUUGUUUUGGCUACAGAGAAAAAACAGAAGUCCAUACUUUAUGAUGAACAAAGUGUACAUAAGGUGGAGCCCAUAACCAAGCAUGUCGGUAUGGUUUACAGUGGAAUGGGACCAGAUUAUAGGGUGUUGGUGAGGAGGGCCAGAAAGUUAGCACAGCAGUACUUUCUGGUUUACCAGGAGCCUAUUCCUACAGCUCAACUAGUACAGAGAGUUGCCUCCGUGAUGCAGGAGUACACACAGUCUGGAGGUGUACGUCCCUUUGGAGUAUCAUUGCUGAUUGCAGGUUGGGAUGAAGGAAGACCCUAUUUGUUUCAGUCUGAUCCAUCUGGUGCCUACUUUGCGUGGAAAGCUACAGCUAUGGGAAAGAACUAUGUCAAUGGAAAAACUUUCUUGGAAAAAAGAUAUAAUGAAGACUUAGAACUUGAAGAUGCCAUACACACAGCUAUUCUUACACUAAAGGAGAGUUUUGAAGGGCAAAUGACAGAAGACAACAUAGAAGUUGGCAUCUGUAAUGAAGCUGGAUUUAGAAGACUCACUCCAGCUGAAGUUAAAGAUUAUUUAUCUGCAAUUGCAUAACAUUACAUGUUACACAAGGAGGACGAUUCUUUUUUUUUUUUGAAGUUUGCAACAGAAAUAAAACUUAAAAAAUCUUGUUUUCUUA